Molecule: messenger RNA, 1658 nt
Organism: Phalaenopsis equestris
Lineage: Eukaryota; Viridiplantae; Streptophyta; Magnoliopsida; Asparagales; Orchidaceae
Product: extensin-1-like
Exons: 2
Coding region: 165-1355 (396 amino acids)
Biological process (GO): plant-type cell wall organization
Molecular function (GO): structural constituent of cell wall
Source: RefSeq, a predicted model, not a curated record
AGCACUGGAAUCUGCAGAAACGACGAUUCAUAUUAUAUUUCUCACGUACUGUUGCUUCCAUGGUAACAUUAGACGGUUUAUCAGUAAGAAUUUAUGGUUAACUUUGUUGCUAUAUAAAGAAUACAGAUUCAGGCUUCAAGGAACACAGCAACAAGCGAAGAAGAAUGGGGAAGCAGAAAUCUAAGGAGGCCACAAUGGCCUCUCUUGUUUCAGCGAUCUUAGUUCUUGUUUCUCUUAUGUUGCCUCUUGAGGCUCAGGUUCCCUACUAUUACUCUUCUCCACCACCACCUCAAUAUCAUCACAAAUCUCCGUCACCGCCACCGCCGGUUUACAAGUAUAAAUCACCUCCACCAAUUGUUUAUCAUUACAAGUCUCCACCACCUCCACCACCUACUUACAAGUACAAAUCUCCACCCCCACCUAUUCAUAUCUCUCCGCCACCGACUGUUUACCAUUACAAAUCCCCACCACCACCUGUUUACCACUCACCAUCACCACCUAUUUACAAGUACAAAUCUCCUCCACCCCCUGUACAUCACUCUUCACCACCGCCAGUUUACCAUUACAAAUCUCCACCACCACCAGUAUAUCAAUCUCCACCACCAUCUAGUUAUCAUUACAAAUCUCCACCACCACCUACUUAUCAUCACAAACCUCCCCCGUCGCCUGUUCACCACAUUCCACCACCGCACAUUUAUCAUUAUAAUUCUCCACCGCCACCUGCACACCACCACCACCACCACCGAACUCCACCGCCGCCCGUCUAUCAUUACAAAUCUCCACCACCACCUAUUCACCACACUUCGCCGCCACCUGUUUAUCAUUAUAAUUCUCCACCACCACCAAUUUAUCAUUACAAAUCUCCACCACCACCUGUUCACCACCCAUCGCCACCACAUGUUUAUCAUUAUAAAUCUCCACCGCUGCCAAUUUAUCAUUACAACUCUCCUCCACCACCUAUUCACCACACUUUGCCACCACCUAUUUAUCAUUACAAAUCACCACCGCCUCCAAUUUAUCAUUAUAAAUCUCCACCGCCUAUUUACCACCCUUUGCCGCCACAUGCUUAUAUUUACAGAUCUCCACCACCGUCUGUAAAACAUCCUCAACCGACUUAUAUUUACAGAUCUCCACCACCGUCUGAAAAACAUCCUCAACCGCCAUAUGUUCACCAUUCUAAAUCUCCACCACAACCUAUUUAUCAUUACGAAUCUCCACCACCAUCUACUUACCACCACUCUUCACCCCCACUUAGUAAUCAUUACAAGUCUCCACAACCACCUAUUUACAAAUAUGAGUCGCCUCCUCCAUCUAUUUAUCUUUACAAAUCUCCUCCACCUCCAUAUCAACCAUGAGAAGAGCUACAUUAGGAAAAAAAGAUAUUUCUUUUGCAGAGGGUAAAACGUGAAGGUUAAAUCCUGUUAUGGCUGAUUGAUGUCUCUCUCUCUCUCUCUACAAAAGAAGAAAAUGUCGUCCCUUUCAUGAUUGUAGCAAAUAAAAUGCGUGAAACCUCCUAAGCUUAUUAGAUUCAUGAGUUUUAUGUUUUGCUUUAAUGAAAUAUUUGAGUUGCCAAUAUGUAUUUGUUCAUGUCACCAGCAAUGCUAUCAUGGGGGUUUUCGGUGAAAAAGAAUCUUUUCUUUUGUCCAGUUUAAGAUAAU